Molecule: messenger RNA, 1146 nt
Organism: Spodoptera exigua (beet armyworm)
Lineage: Eukaryota; Metazoa; Arthropoda; Insecta; Lepidoptera; Noctuidae
Source: the annotation of a GenBank genome assembly
AUGAAUACAGCAAGUGUUGUAACAGACCAUCGUCGAAAUAAAUUCACAUAUUUGAUGGAUAAGAUGGAGGAGAGCAUAAGGAAGGAAACAUAUCUUAGUAUGACUUAUUCUCAGCAAAGUAAAUACAUGCCGCCGUACUAUUGUCCAAAAAACUUUGAGAAUUUCUAUAGAGUCGAAUGCAGGCUCAGGGCAACCACGAAUAAGAAUACUUUUGACGAAAAUUUUCAAGAUUUACCAAUACUAAGUUUUGACGGAAGUACUUGUGGCCUAGCAAAACCGAACAAUGCUGACAUGUACUUGUUUCCUCGAGCGAUAUACAAUGAUCCGUUCAAACGUGGCAACAAUAUCUUGGUUAUGUGCGACACCUACAACUAUAAGUUGGAACCCACACGAUCUAACCAUCGAUAUAAAUGCGCAGCCACGUACAAUAAAUGCAAGGAACAAGAGCCCUGGUUCGGCAUGGAGCAGUACUUUUACCUGAUGAACCCAACCGAUUUAAGACCUGUAGGGUGGCCAAAAGGUGGUUAUCCUCAGAGUUCACCACUUUAUUAUUGCGGCACAGGUGGCGAUAAAAUUUUCGGUCGAGAACUUAUCGAUGCUCAUUCCAGGUGUUGUCUAUACGCUGGUAUUCCUAUGUGGAGUACCAAUCCAGAAGUAGUGCCAUCACAGUGGCAGUAUCGGGUCGGUCCUUCGGUUGGAAUAAAUGCUGGAGACGACGCCUGGAUGGCUCGCUUCAUUUUGAAAAUUCUCGCUGAGCAAUUCGGAGUUUCGAUCUCCUUCGAUCCUAAACCGGUAGCGGAGUGGUCUACAUCUGCGGCCGGAGUAAACUUUUCCACUUUAGCUACACGUGGAGAAAAUGGUAUUUCGGUAAUUCAGAAAGGAAUAAAAAAGUUAGCUGCCUCACAUGAAAGGCACAUUAAGGUGUAUGAUGCCCACGGUGAACUAGACAACAAGACACCCUUAUCUGGCGAAACGAUGACUGAAAAAUUCUCUGCAGGAAUUGCAGACCGUUCCUGUAGCAUUAGGAUACCGCGUAUUGUAGCUGAAAACAAAUGCGGUUUUCUAGAGGAUCGGCGACCUGCUUCAAAUUCUGAUCCUUAUCAAGUGAUUGACGCUCUAAUGCGCACGGUUAUACUCAAUGAAUAA